AGGAGCUCAUCAGAAAAGAGAGAGAGAGAGAGAGACAGACAGACAGAAGGUAAGGGAAAAAAGAAUACAGUUAAGUGAGAGGGGAAACAUUUUUAUUUUACUAGGCAGAAAAUAGUGUGGAGGGGAGACCAGGGGGUUACAAAGAAGAAAAAAAGAAAUUUGCUUGGUGACCUGAGAAAGACACAUCCUUUUCUUGGACUCAUAUGCACUACUGUACUCUAAGAAGUAUUUAAAUUAAACUCUGCAGCGCAUUUUAAGACUCAGCUUGCCACCCAACCUUCCUGGAUAUUGGACUGAAGCACCAGAAAGGACACACAAGGUUUCCACAAUGAAGUUUCUUGCCAUAAUUCUUAUGGUCUCCCUCUGUGAUGUCUCAUGGACACAGUAUUAUGAAUAUGAUUCUCAUUGGUGGAUUGCUUAUUUGCACAGUCAGCAGUACAGUUAUGGUCCCUCCUAUGGUCCCUCCUAUGAUUAUGAUCCAGAUCCCCCAAGGCCAUCUGUCAGUGACUGUCCACCAGAGUGUGAAUGCCCCCCAAGUUUUCCCGCUGCUUUGUAUUGUGAUGGACGCAACCUGAAAUAUUUACCUUAUGUUCCUUCUCGCAUUAAAUAUGCCUAUUUCCAGAACAACCAAAUUACUGCUAUUCCAGAUGGUGCAUUUGAUAAUGCCACUGGACUGGUGUGGGUGGCUCUGCAUGGGAAUCAGAUUUUAAGUGAUAAAGUUGGCAGAAAGAUUUUCUCCAAGCUUCGGGGGUUGGAGAGACUUUAUAUGCAAAACAAUAAUUUAACCCGCAUUCCUAGUGGCUUGCCACGCUCACUCCGUGAACUACAUCUCUCUGCUAAUCAAAUAAACCGGGUUCCUGCUAAUGCCUUGGAAGGUUUGGAAAAUCUAACUGCUCUGUAUCUUCAUGAAAACCAGAUUCAAGAUGUGGGACACUCAAUGAGAGGUCUGAAGUCUUUGGUGCAUUUGGACCUUAGCAACAAUCAGCUUCGUAAACUACCAGAUUCCCUUCCAGACUCUAUUGAGCAGAUAUAUUUAGAAUACAAUCAACUGAGUACUGUGUCAAGUGAUUACUUCAAGGCUUACCCAAAAUUACAAUAUGUUAGAAUAUCACAUAACAGACUUACUAGUGAUGGGUUGCCUGGAAACACAUUUAAUACCAGUAGCCUUGUGGAGCUAGACCUAUCUUAUAACCAACUCCACCGUAUACCACCAGUUAGUACCAGCUUGCAGCAUUUGUACUUGCAAGGGAACCAGAUUGCAGAAUUUACAAUCAAAAGUUUCUGCACGCAUGUGGACAUCACCUCCUUUUCCCAGCUGCAAAUUUUACGUUUGGAUGGUAAUGAGAUCCAAAGCAAUAAUAUUCCACCAGAUACCCCCUUAUGUCUGCGAAAUGCUGAUAUUAUCAAUAUGUAGUUGGCAAAGAGAAGAUAUGACAUAUAUGCUUUAUUCAUUUCUUCUCUUUGCUCACAAGUCUCUCAUUACUGGAAGUGAAGCAUGGAAUAUUACAUUAAAGGCAGAAUUUAUAGUUUUCAGACUGACUAAUAAUGCAUCGCUAAUAAGCUAACAGAGUUGUUGUUAGAUUACUUACACCACUCUGAAGAUACUCUAAACUCGAUUGUAAUAUCGUUGUGCACAGAACAAGCUGAUGUAAUAAUGUAAUAAUUACAAUGUCUUAAAGGAGUUGUCUCACCUCGAACAUUGGUGGCAUAUUGCUAGGCAAUGGGGGUAAUUUAUAAACCUGAAAUACACGUAUAUUAGACAAAUUGUAAGGUGCAGAUUGCGAUGCAACGGUUAGUUGCGCCUCAAUCUGUGACUUUUCCCCACUUACACCAGGUCUAGAAAAUGGUUUAGGCUUAGAAAAUGGCCUAAAUAUAAAGCAGCUCAGAAGCUGUCUUACAUUUAGAACUAGGCCGGGAAUGUAGAUAAUAGACACGCGGCACUCACCAGGGUAGAUGCUUCAUGGAUGCUUUAUUUGCCGUUCAGCAGGGUAGCGUGGGGUGCACAGGCUGGGGAGCGGACAGGCCCCGGUGUGAUUAUGCGGUGACGGCCGUUUCGCGCUAGGUCGCGCUUCCUCGGACCGCUUACAUUUAGAACUAUUACUGGAUGUGCCAAAAUUAUGUAAAAGGUAUUCUGAGACUUUUUUAUUUCACUUUCCAAUCCUUGUUGAGAUUAACAUCUUUUGCACUGAUACCUAUAAAAAGCUGUACUUCUGGUUAAAUAAUAUGCUCAUGGAGCUUCCCUUCGUACAACCCACAAUGAACGUGUCUGUCAUCAGUGAUGACGUUCAUGGCCUGCCCUGCUCUCCAUAACCACAGUGCAUGUGUGAGAAUGAAUCUAGCGCUGUAGAUACAAUACUAUCUCACACCCUAACCAGGCUUUCUGUUGUAUGCACUACAGCGCUAGCGGGAGAUUCAUUCUCACACGUGUGCAGGGGUCAGGCCAUGAAUGUGUCAUCACUGAUGACUGACACGUUCAUUGUGGGUUGUCACCAGGUUAGGAUCACAUGCACAAUGUACAGCCAAGAAACACUUUUAGUAAGUAUCAAUAGAAAAGAUGUUAGUCUCAACAAGGGGAGAACAUGAAAUAAAGAAAAAUUGUAAUACCCCUUUAAGUCUCUGCUUUUUGUAAGUUCGGUUGUACGUAGGAGAAGUGUUAUUCGUGCCUGACAGCUAUCUCUGUAUACUCAUUUAGACAGAGAAUACUAUAAGUCACUGGUAACAGCCAAUUUGGCCGUCUUGAGCUCAAAGAGCAGAGAUUUAAAUAAAUACAAUUACAAAUGUUAUACAAUCUUUUCCCACAAAACUCUAUAUCAAUCUGUUCUGUAGCAUGCUGCCUGCACAUUGCACUUCUUUUGAUGAUGACAGGUUCUCUUUAACCAGUGGUGGGCUGCAUACAAUAAAAGGUAUAAAUGAUGGUCAGUCAGUGUUUUCUAGGCUGUAUUCACACAAAACAGAACUACAUAAAGCUAUUAGAGCUUAAUAAGGAGGGCA
Bufo gargarizans (Asiatic toad) is the source of this 2991-nucleotide messenger RNA. It is a transcript of the gene FMOD, whose product is annotated as fibromodulin. The transcript has 3 exons. The coding region runs from base 329 to 1414 and encodes 361 amino acids. The record is from RefSeq and is a predicted model, not a curated record. NCBI's taxonomy places the organism in Eukaryota, Metazoa, Chordata, Amphibia, Anura, Bufonidae. Gene Ontology annotation, molecular function: protein binding.